AUGGCUCUUAAAGAGUUUGUAUUAACCUACCAACACAAGACAGUUUUAAGUGAUUUAAUAUUAAUUGAGAAAGCAAAACUACUUGCUAAUAGAUUAGGAGUUCCUGUGGGCAUAUUAAAUUUUUCUUUGGGUUGGCUUCAGAAGUUUAAAGAACGUAAUAGAAUUGGUCGUGAAAAGUUGUAUGGAGAAGAUGGAUCAGUUAAUGAAAAUAUUAUUAUUAGAGAACUUCUAUUAUUACGAAAUAAGUAUAGUGAUUAUCCUCUUGAACGAAUAUACAAUAUAGAUGAAACUGCACUUUUUUAUCAAUUAGAACCAGAUUAUUUACUAGCUACACAACUACCAUUGUUUAAUGAACUAUUAAUUGAAACACCAUUACUUGAAGUGCUUUCUCAAAAUCUUAAUAAUCUUAAUUUUCCUGAUGCAAUAUAUAUAGAAGAAUAUCUAGCUAUUCCUGAAGAGAAUAUCGUAUAUAAAGUUCCUAAUAAGGAUGAAAUUAUUAUAAAUCUUAUUGAGACAUUUAGAAGAACUGAUGCUGAGUAUAAUAAAAAUCAAGAAAUGGCAGAUGAUAGCAUUGAAAAAGAGAUUAUAAGCCUGAAUGUAGCUUUAAAAAGUUUGAAGAAUAUCCAUACUUACUUACUUCAACAAGAAGAUACAAAUAAAUGUAUCAA
This is a messenger RNA of Dentiscutata erythropus, 668 nucleotides long. The record is from the annotation of a GenBank genome assembly. NCBI's taxonomy places the organism in Eukaryota, Fungi, Glomeromycota, Glomeromycetes, Diversisporales, Gigasporaceae.